AACCCAGAGCAAAGAGCGGGAAGCAGAAAGGCAAGAGAGGAGGUCUCUAAGUGGAUACACUGUUGCUGAGUCUAGACGCCAGAAGAACCUUCCAGGCUGCGACUCACAGUUCUAGCACUGCCUAGGAGAUCGUGGUGGCCCCAGCUUAGAAUCUGCAGAAGCACACAGCUCCAUCCAUACCACUCAGGGUAUGGAGCCUCUGGACCAGUCUAGCCAGGAUAUCACCAGCUUGCUCAGCCUUGGAGUCGACUACGAGAAGGAACUACAGGAUAUGAAUGCUGCGGUGCUGUCGCCUACUGAAGAGUUCAAAGAGGAGGAAGAGGAUGCGCAGUCUGAGCCUGGGCAAGGCACAGCAGCAGCAGGAGAAGAGUCAAAGUUGGCAGGAGCCCAAGGCGGAGAAGAAAAAGAUGGCGGCGGCGGCGGCGGCGCAGGAGCUCCUGGCCUCCUAUGGAAAGAAAACCGCGAGGGCAGCAGCGGCAGCGAUGGCGACGAUCAGGGCAGCCACCAGAGCGAGAAGGAACCCAGACAGCAGGAUUCACCCCCACCGGGCGCUGUCGGGGGGCUGGAGCCUGGCAACGCGCAGGAGCCCAGCGUCCACGCCUUCACCCCCUUGCAGCUGCAGGAGCUGGAGCGCAUUUUCCAACGCAAGAAGUACCCCAGCGAGUUCCUGCGGAGGAGGCUGGCAAGAAGCAUGAAUGUGACUGAACUCGCAGUGCAGAUUUGGUUUGAGAAUAGAAGAGCCAAGUGGAGGAGACAUCAGAGGGCAUUAAUGGCGAGAAACAUGCCGCCCCUCAUGGUCGUGGGCCAGCCUGUCAUGGUAACUGCAGUUGAGGCCAUAAUGGCACCCUUGUCCAUCAGCGGGAUGAGAGAUGGUUACUUCUGGGGCUACGGCCAUUCCAGCACCCUGGGUUUCUCCAUGUCACCCUUUCCUCCUCCGUCCUUGCCCCUUCCAACUGUGUUUCUUCCACCUAUGCCUCCCUCUGACGAGGCCCAAUUUGGCCGGUUCCCUUUUGUUAUCAUGCAUUCUUUCACAUUCCCCAAUGUGUAAGGGAUACCCUCUGUGCCACUUUUUGCCAGAGCGUGUUUGAGCCAGUUUCGUAGUUUGCGUAGCACCCCAUCAAGAGUAGUUCAUCAAAUGUCUAUUAAAUGUUUUAAAGAAAAGUAGAUUAUUGACCCAUUUUUAGGGCACUUUUAAAAAUGUUUCUAUAAAUAUGUGGAGGGUAUGUACAUUUGUUUUGUGUGUCACAUGGGGUCAGUAAGUUCUGAAUAAAAAUUGUUAAGAAAUGCCAUUCAAACCGAA
Mandrillus leucophaeus (drill) is the source of this 1300-nucleotide messenger RNA. RefSeq names its product rhox homeobox family member 2-like. Bases 191 to 1048 code for a protein of 285 amino acids. Gene Ontology annotation, molecular function: DNA-binding transcription factor activity, RNA polymerase II-specific; DNA binding. The record is from RefSeq and is a predicted model, not a curated record. The transcript is spliced from 4 exons. Gene Ontology annotation, biological process: regulation of DNA-templated transcription. NCBI's taxonomy places the organism in Eukaryota, Metazoa, Chordata, Mammalia, Primates, Cercopithecidae.